Messenger RNA from Arachis stenosperma, 2395 nucleotides. Its product is annotated as probable inactive receptor kinase At5g58300. Gene Ontology annotation, molecular function: ATP binding; protein kinase activity; protein binding. Bases 316 to 2232 code for a protein of 638 amino acids. Gene Ontology annotation, biological process: protein phosphorylation. The record is from RefSeq and is a predicted model, not a curated record. NCBI's taxonomy places the organism in Eukaryota, Viridiplantae, Streptophyta, Magnoliopsida, Fabales, Fabaceae. The transcript has 3 exons.
GAAGCAAUAAAAAUAAAAGUGAAUUUUAGAGAAACUAACCUCCCUCUUAAUUACAAAAAAGGUUUCUUGUCAUUCAAGUGUUUAAUGCACAACAGUAUAUAAAGUUCUUCUGUGCUCCACUUCAUAGAAAAUGGAAAAUCUUCAUGGCUUAUGCUUAUAAAUUUGGCUUUCUUCUUGAAUUCCAUGAUACCUACGCAAAAUUUUCUACAGUUCUGCUUUACUAUAUGAUUUGUUUUGUGACGAAGGAAAGCAUGAUUAACAGUUGAGAUCAGAAAUUGUGACUAUCUUUGUCUGACUCAAACCAAAGCAAGCUCGAUGAAGUUGCGGUUAUCCAUCGUUGUGCUUGUCCUUCUAAGCUUCAUAGUUUCACUCUUUGAAUUGAUUGUAGCUGAUUUAAACUCUGACAAACAAGCUCUCUUAGAGUUUGCUUCAGCCGUUCCACAUGCACCAAGGCUAAACUGGAAUGAGUCUACUUCAGUUUGCAACUCAUGGAUUGGUGUGACUUGUAACUCGAACAGAACCCGAGUCACCGGCAUCCGUCUCCCGGGAAUUGGACUAACCGGUUCAAUUCCAGAGAACACUUUAGGAAAACUAGACACUCUUAGAGUCCUUAGCCUUCAUUCAAAUGGCCUUAAAGGAAAUCUUCCUUCUGACAUAGUUUCCAUUCCUUCACUCCAAUUUGCACUGCUUCACCACAAUAAUUUCUCAGGUCCAAUUCCUUCCUCUGUCUCCCCUAAACUCGUGGCAUUCGAUGUUUCCUUUAACUCCUUCUCUGGAAGAAUUCCACCAGCAUUUCAGAAUCUGAGAAGACUCACCUGGUUGUAUUUACAAAACAACAACAUUUCUGGAACUAUCCCUGAAUUCAACCUUCCAAGGCUUAAACAAUUGAAUUUGAGCUAUAAUAACUUGAACGGAACAAUUCCAAAUUCUGUUAAGACAUUUCCUUACACUUCUUUCGUAGGUAACUCGCGCUUAUGCGGACCGCCUCUCAACAAUUGCUCAUCGAUAUCCCCUUCUCCAUCUCCUUCCCCUGAGUAUCAACCAUCCUCUCCAUCAACUACACAAGAUCAAAAGGAUCAUAAGAAUAACUUUGGCCUAGCUACUAUACUUGCUCUUGUCAUUGGAGGCAUUGCAUUUCUCUCCCUGCUAGUUUUAGUGUUCUUUAUAUGCUGUUUGAAGCGAAAACCGAAAGACAGUACUAAAAAAAGCGGUGGCAUACUCAAACGGAAGGGAUCUUGUGCUGGAAAGACUGAGAUUUCCAAGAGUUUUGGGAGUGGAGUUCAAGAGGCCGAAAAGAACAAGUUAUUCUUCUUUGAAGGUUCAUCUUAUAGCUUUGAUCUUGAGGACUUACUGAAGGCUUCGGCCGAAGUUCUUGGUAAAGGGAGUUAUGGAACAGCAUACAAGGCUGUUUUGGAGGAAGGAACAACUGUGGUAGUUAAGCGGUUGAAGGAAGUUGUUGUUGGAAAGAAGGAGUUUGAGCAGCAGAUGGAAAUUGUUGGGAGGAUUGGACGCCACCCGAAUGUCAUGCCGCUUCGUGCUUAUUACUAUUCCAAAGAUGAGAAGCUUCUAGUUUAUAACUUCAUGCUUGGUGGAAGCUUGUUUCACUUGUUGCAUGGAAACAGGGGUGCAACAAGAACUCCAUUAGACUGGGAUUCAAGGGUGAAGAUUUCACUUGGAGCAGCCAAGGGAGUUGCAUUCAUUCACUCUGAAUGCGGUCCAAAGUUCACACAUGGCAACAUCAAAUCCACCAAUGUUCUCAUAUCCCAAGAACUUGAUGCCUGCAUAUCCGAUGUUGGCUUGCCUCCACUGAUGAACACUCCGGCAACCAUGUCAAGAGCCAAUGGCUACCGUGCUCCAGAAGUAACUGAUGCGAAGAAGAUCACACAAAAAUCUGAUGUGUACAGCUUUGGUGUGCUGCUUCUUGAAAUGUUGACAGGGAAGACACCAAUGAGGCAUCCGGGGCAUGAAGACAUCGUCGAUCUUCCAAGGUGGGUGAAGUCUGUUGUUAGAGAAGAAUGGACAGCUGAAGUUUUCGAUGAGGAGCUUCUAAGAGGCCAAUACGUUGAAGAGGAGAUGGUGCAGAUGCUUCAGAUUGCAUUGGCUUGUGUUGCUAAGGCACCUGAUAUGAGGCCUAGAAUGGAUGAAGCUGUUAGGAUGAUAGAGGAAAUAAAGCACCCCGAGUCAAAGAACCGGCCGUCCUCUGAGUCGGAGUCUAAUGCGCAAACACCAUGAUUGAGGAGUGUUCCUGGGGACAACAUAGGAUUUCAUUUGAAGAAAACAAGUCUUGUGUUUUCCUGAUUGAUAUUGUGUCCUCAAGCAAUAAUAAAGUUAAGUUUCAUUGUAAAAUACUAAUGUUUUUUGUUCUUGUUGGUUAUACAAGUUUUUCAGUUGGUUC